Messenger RNA from Elaeis guineensis (African oil palm), 852 nucleotides. RefSeq names its product photosynthetic NDH subunit of lumenal location 3, chloroplastic. NCBI's taxonomy places the organism in Eukaryota, Viridiplantae, Streptophyta, Magnoliopsida, Arecales, Arecaceae. Gene Ontology annotation, cellular component: photosystem II; chloroplast; extrinsic component of membrane. Gene Ontology annotation, biological process: photosynthesis; photosynthetic electron transport chain. Gene Ontology annotation, molecular function: calcium ion binding. The record is from RefSeq and is a predicted model, not a curated record.
GUUGUCUGUGGUUUAUGCUGGAAAGUGACUUGUGGGCUUCUGAUUUGGUACCUUUCCUUCUUUUAAAGCUUAGGCAAUGCUCAAAUGGAGCUGGCCUUAUGAUUUGCCUUAAGUGCAUUAGAGGACCCCAUAGCUUAUCAUCUUGCAAAAUUUUGGAUUUUAUAUGAUUGGAUUACCCUAUAGCAUAGCUCUUUGCAUAGUGUGGGCUCAGUUUCCAAACAAAUUUCAGAAGGUGACUUGUCUUCAAUCCUUUUUGGUAUUGCUGUUGAAAAUGAACCACCAGCUCAUUACCUUCUUGCAAGGAGAGGAGCAAUGGAGGACAUGAUCUACAAGGGGAGCGUCCUUCGGAUUAAGAAGUGUGCAUUUGAUUUCCUUUCAUUGGAGGAGGAUCUGAUAGAUGAUGAUGAUGACUCAUGGGAGCUGAUGGGAAGAGAUCUCCGGCUUAAAUCGACCUUUUUAUACUGUGAUCUCAACCAUGUUAUCUCAAAUUCUCAUGACGAGCACAAGAAGACUCUCACUGAUCUUGGCAAUAAGUUGUUCUACUUCAUGGAAGAGCUGGAUCAGGCAGUGAAGAGCAGAAGCAUCUCUCUAAUACAGAUCCAUUACAAUGAUGCAGCUCAUGUGUUGCAGGAAGUGAUCAUGUCACUUCAUUAGAUCCAAAGUGGACUUUAAAACAGAACUGUUAUCCGAGGAAGUGAGAGAGAAAUGACCUCCCAAGUAGUUUCCUCUUUUCCUUUGUUUUAUUUCUCUUUUCUCUGUAAAAAAAAUGAGGGGAAAAAAAAAAGAAGGGCAUAUGGUACCUUCAUGUAAAUAGUGACUGCAUCAACGAAAGCAAAUGAUCUUACUCUCUUU